GGCGCCGACCUUGGCCGCGCGGUCUUCUCCUUCGCGACGGUGCGCUAUCUUCUCGCCGAGGGCACCGUCUUCACAAACGCCUUCUUCGAGGGGGCAAAGGCGUCUGGAGGCCGCUUCGCGCGCGCCGACUUCACGGGAGCGCAGUGCAAGGGCGCCGACUUUAGCGACAGCGCCUUCACCGAGGCGACGCUGACCGGCGCGUUGCUCGUCGAGGCGAACUUCAAAGGCUGCGUGAUGAGCAAGGCGCGACGCGCCUUGCCGCCUGAGCGCGGCGCGGAAAUGGCACUCUCUCCGCUCUUAGAGUCGGCCUCUCUCAGUCCUGUGAGUGCUCUUGUGGGUAGUGCGCACGGGGCUGCUGACAUUGGGUUUGCCCUCCUACCACCGCCACCAGUUGACCGGCCUGCCCGCUCGGCGAGAACUCGUCUGCAGGCGACGCUAAAGAACGCCGACGCGUCCAACGGCAACUUUAGAGGCGUCGACUUCUCCGGCGGCAACAUUCGGGGCGUCAAAUUCGAGCACAGCGACCUGAGGGGCGCCAGCUUCUUCGAGGCCGACCUCACGGGUCCUCCACCUUCGAGCUGCCGCGGUAGAAGAUUAACAACGUGUAACACAAAUCAAGAUGCUGUGUGUACAAUUAUAGGCGCCUCCUUCAAGGAUGCCGAACUGCGGGGCGUCACCUGGGAUCGCGCCAAGGGCCUCGACACCGUCGACUUUGUCGGCGCGGUGGCUGCGCCCGACUUGACCAAGAUGGCCGCCAAGCAUUGCUCCGGCACUGUGCUCAACGGCGUCUGUGUGUGA
This is a messenger RNA of Emiliania huxleyi CCMP1516, 798 nucleotides long. RefSeq lists its product as hypothetical. The record is from RefSeq and is a predicted model, not a curated record. The transcript has a single exon. Lineage: Eukaryota; Haptophyta; Isochrysidales; Noelaerhabdaceae. The annotation marks the transcript as partial.